AAUUGUCAUUGCCGUUAUUAUUUCGUUUGAUAUUCCAAAAUCACUGGCAGCUGUAUUAAUUUGCAACAUUCACGUGUCACAGGGACACAUGAACGAAAAAGUGAAAGACGUGUUCUUACUGAACGAACGCGUCUUUGAAAUAUUCGACUCAUGGCCCUUGAGAAAAAGGUACACGAGGUUCAUCAUGUAUAUGUCGUAUCUCAGUGUUCACAUGGUCAUAAUGUACAUGGACCUAAUCGAGUCGUUUGGCAAUCUCAAAUCAAUGGUGGAGAACAUUAUAGACACAACCUUGGCCACGGUUACGUAUUACUUCUUAUUUUUACUCCGAUUCAACAAACUGAUCGAACAGGCGAUCGUCACUGUGAAGCAAGAAAUGACCACGUGCAAGUUCGAGACAUUGGAGGAGAUGCGCUUGUACCUCGCGUAUCACAAGAUUUCGGAUAAAUUUGGUAGAUACGCUAUUUCAACGACCUUGGUGAUAGCAACUCUCUGGUAUCUCACACCUAUGCUCCAUCUGUUGAAGCCUCAAUCAGGACAAAGUAACGGAUCAUCGAGUGACUAUAAAUUGCCCUUUCGUGUUCACGCUUUUCUCGAUUAUCAGAACGACCUUCAGAACUUUGUCAUCAUGUAUCUGUACCAGUUCCCACUCGUGUUUCUAGCGUUAAACCAUAUAAGCGCCAUCAGUACAUUAAUUAAUCUGGUGUUACACAUUUGUGGUAAAUUCUCAAUAUUGUCGUACCGCAUACGAAAUAUCCCCACGAAUGUAAAUGUUCAUUUAGACAAUGUGAUUGAAGAAUUCGUGGUCGCGCACAUAAAACUGACGACAACAGUGAACUCCAUCAAUUCAGCCUUCCAAAUUUUCCUUCUGCUGGAACUGUCGCAAACGAGCAUUAGAAUGGCUGUCCUCAUAUACAUGAUGCUUCUAAAUCCAUCGGGAAGUUUCAUUUUUCAUAUUCAGUCCACGAAAGUGAGCGAAGCGUUCUACAUUACGGAUUGGAACGAUCUAUCGGUCCGCAAUCAAAAGUUAUUUCUUCUGGCAAUGUCCGUUGGGCGACGAACUUUGCACGUCACUGCUGGAAAGUUUUACAUCUUCUCCUUAAAUGGCUUUAUCGGUAUUAUGAAAACCUCGUUUGGAUACGUUUCUCUUUUACGAGCUCUCAUCUGAUGCGACACAAAGACUGUAUCACAAACUAAAAUAGCGAAUAGUAGAACAUUGUUUAGAAUAAAUGUUUUAAAUUAACAUUACAGUGCCGUGUUCAUUCAUAAUUUGUGUGAGAAACUAUAAGACACAGGAAUUUAA
Messenger RNA from Frieseomelitta varia, 1300 nucleotides. RefSeq lists its product as uncharacterized. Gene Ontology annotation, cellular component: plasma membrane. Lineage: Eukaryota; Metazoa; Arthropoda; Insecta; Hymenoptera; Apidae. The record is from RefSeq and is a predicted model, not a curated record. Gene Ontology annotation, biological process: detection of chemical stimulus involved in sensory perception of smell; sensory perception of smell. The coding region runs from base 89 to 1165 and encodes 358 amino acids. The transcript is spliced from 6 exons. Gene Ontology annotation, molecular function: odorant binding; olfactory receptor activity.